AUGCGCGAGUUAUCGAUAAACCCCGCAAGAUCUCAGAGUGCAGAACCCGUUCCACAGUCGCCGGUGAGGAGGCCGCAUCGGCGGCGCUCUUCCGCACCCGACUCUCCAUUUGGCACAGACUCCCUUUCCAGUCGCGAAAAGGAUUCCUCUAACCGCGAGAACCGCCACUCCCGUCGUCAACAAUCCGCAGGCUCGUCCCCCGCUGCCGCCGACUACUCGGCCAAGGAGCCUUCAGAUGGAAGCUUCCGCCGCAGCCGCCGUCGCUACAAGGUAUCCACCACCGGAUCCGAGUCACCGGCACGGGAUUCCCCCUCCGUUCCGAAGCAAUCCCGCCGACGCAAAUCGAAGGGGGAGACUGGCUCCGCCGCAUCCGUAGCCGUCGGGAUUCCUUAA
This is a messenger RNA of Dendrobium catenatum, 393 nucleotides long. RefSeq lists its product as uncharacterized. Lineage: Eukaryota; Viridiplantae; Streptophyta; Magnoliopsida; Asparagales; Orchidaceae. The record is from RefSeq and is a predicted model, not a curated record. The transcript has a single exon. Bases 1 to 393 code for a protein of 130 amino acids.